Messenger RNA from Manis javanica (Malayan pangolin), 3497 nucleotides. Lineage: Eukaryota; Metazoa; Chordata; Mammalia; Pholidota; Manidae. The record is from RefSeq and is a predicted model, not a curated record.
CUGCCCGGCGGCUCCCGGCAGCGGGGGCUCUGCAGACUGGGGCGGCGGGAGGGGCUCACCGGGCCCAGAUGCCCCCCCACAGCUCGGUCACCCAGGCCCCGCCCUCUCGCUUGGGGGUGGCAGGCAGCAGCAGGGCCCCUGGAGGCUGCAUGGUCUGGCACCAGUUAGCGGGUCCCUGGGCUCCCCAGUGUCCUAGUCGCUGGACACCCUCGAACCCCGUGCUAUGCGGAGCCCAGGGGCUCCGGUUACCAGCCUUGAGAGCCUCAUUCCAUGUCUUCCCUGUGGGGUGGGGUGGUCAGCUAUCACCUACAGCCAGGCUCUGGCAGGAGGCCCUGAGAGGCCAGCUCCAAGGUGACCUGGUGUCACCCUGCUCUGGGCCACCCCAAGGUGGGGGUCCGUUGGCUGCAGUUUACCUUGGGUCCCCGGGCAGCAGCUGAGGCCGAGACUCUGACAGCCCAUCAGGCUGACGCAUGCCUCUGCCCUCCCUGCUGACCCCACACUUCUCUGAGGCCCUUAAGAACCCCAGAAUUCCCUUCUGGGUCCCAGGCAGAACACUGUCAAGGUGGAGAACCCUUGAGGCUACCUAGGCUGGCCUCUCCCACAUUUGAGGAAACUGAAGCUUACGCCAGCACGGUGGCAUGACCAGGGUGAACCCCAAGGUCGGGGCAGAGGCUGGACUCCUGCCCGCGGCCCUGAGCACCCACCCCCCAUUUCCCACCGUGCCUGCGGCCCUUCGCCUCGUGCCCUGGUGAUCCCUGUGGAGCGGCAGCCUCAGGAGGCAGAGCUGGGCCAGCACGGGGUCUCCAGAGACCCCUGGAGGAGGGACAGAAGCCCAGGGCCCGUGGCAGGGGAGAGCGGUGGCAGGCCCCAGGCAGGAAUUUUAAAGGCAGUUUGUGGCGGGGAUGGCGGCUACACGCCCAGUGACUCAUCACCCUCUGGCUCCGACGCUGGGAGGGGAUUGCAGACAUUUUCCAGCCUGUGAAUGGCUCAGAGUGACCCGACCUGUCAGAUGCACCCCAGCCGCCCCAUCCCGUCAGUGGACCCAUUUGGACGGCAGGUGUACCUCCAGCUGAGAGGAGCGUUCGUGGGCUGGCACGCUCAGAGCCACCAACAGGCAGGCUAAAGCCUCCCAAAGCCUGGCCGGCACCCUCCGGUGCCUGCUUGCAGAUUCCCCUUGGCCUGGGCCAGGACAGCAGGUCCCUCCCUCUGCUACGCAGUGUCAGGACCAGAGAACAAUCCUUCAAGACCCAGCUUCCCGCCAGCGGAAUGCCUGCCUUGAGGAACUCGCCGUUUGUGUCAUGUUGGACUCUUUGAAAGCAGACUACAGACACCAAGGCCCUCCGUCCCCAAAUCUAAGGACAAAGACAGCUCCGCACAGAGCACAGUGCAUUUCCUGCUCCCGCGUUUAGCCCUGAUGCGCCGCUGUCACACACAAGCUCUCGCUCCCUGCUCUUCCCACUAACAGUGUUUGCAGCGACUGUCAGACCCACAGUGAUAUCUGGGAUAACUGCCCUGCCCUUGACGGCCUCCUUCAGUCUAGAAAGGAGGAGCCAGUGAAUUGCUCCAGAGCCAGUGGCUCUGCGCGUGUGUGAUCAGGACCAGCAUCACCGGCGUCUCCCCACGCCCACACAGAUGUGUCCCGGCGCCAGCGAGGCCCCGGAGCUCUACAGCCGUGGCUUCCUGACCACCGAGGAAACCACCACGCUGCCGCCGCCCGUGCUCACCAACUACAUCUUCCUGCUCCUCUGCUUGUGCGGCCUGGUGGGCAACGGGCUGGUCCUCUGGUUUUUCGGUUUCUCCAUCAAGAGGAGUCCCUUCUCCAUCUACUUUCUGCACCUGGCCAGCGCCGAUGUCGGCUACCUCUCCAACAAGGCCGUGUUCUCCGUCCUGAACACAGGGGGCUUCCUGGGCCCAUUUGCCAACUAUGUCCGCGCCGUGUGCAGGUUCCUGGGGCUCCUCACGUUUGUCACCAGCGUGAGUCUCCUGCCGGCCGUCAGCUCGGAGCGCUGCCUGUCGGUCAUCUUCCCCACCUGGUACUGGCACCGUCGGCCCAAACGCCUGUCGGCCGUGGUGUGCACCCUGCUCUGGACCCUGUCGCUCCUGGUCACCAGCAUCCACAACUACUUUUGUGUGUUCCUGGGCCGCCAGGCCUCCCGGCUGGCCUGCAGGCACAUGGACACCUUCCUGGGCAUCCUGCUUUUCCUGGUCUUCUGCCCGCUCAUGGUGCUGCCCUGCCUGGCACUCAUCCUGCACGUGGAAUGCCGGGCCCGGCGGCGCCAGCGCUCCGCCAAGCUCAACCACGUCAUCCUGGCCAUGGUCUCGGUCUUCCUGGUGUCUUCCAUCUACUUAGGCAUUGACUGGUUCCUCUUCUGGGUCUUCCAGAUCCCGGCCCCCUUCCCCGAGUACGUCACCGACCUGUGCAUCUGUAUCAACAGCGGCGCCAAGCCGGUCAUCUACUUCCUGGCCGGGAGGGACAAGUCGCAGCGGCUCUGGGAGCCCCUCAGGGUGGUCUUCCAGCGGGCCCUGCGAGACGGCGCCGAGCUGGGAGAGCCCGGGGGCGGCACCCCCAACACGGUCACCAUGGAGAUGCAGCGCCCCUCCGGAAAUGCCUCCUGAGAGGCCAGCGCCUGGUGGGGAGGCAGGGGACACAGACGGCCGAGGGCCUCUGGAGACUCUUUGCCAAGGGACAGGAGCUCAGCAGCCCCCUGGGGCCCCGCACGCAGGGAGAAAAGCCUGUUUCCAGCCCUUCACGCCUCCUCCUCCAUGGCUGAGGCUCCACGGGGGGCCGAGAGACUGAGCAGACACCUGGAAACAGACCCUGUGGCCCUACCAGGCCCCCUCAGCCAUGCUGCCCCUCCAGUGACCCACUGUACAGACGCCGACCCCGGUGGGGGGCCAGGUGUUGAGGCCCCUCCUCCACCCAGGCUGGGCAGGGAAGAAGGGUGUGCCCAGCCCUGUCUGCCUCCUGCCCCUCUGAUCAGCCCUCCUUGAAAGGGACACGGCCAGCACGGCUGCUGAAGGGCCAGCAGCUUCGCCUCAGCAGAAGGGCACCUGGUCUUCGUGCUCCAUCCCCUCAAGGCACUGCGAGUGCACGGACCGGAACAAAACGGUGCUCCCCGGAGCAGGGCUUUCUGCAAACGGCGUCCCUGCCCGUGACGAAGCUUUUGGUGACUUUAAGGAGGGAGUGCCUGGCUGUGGAGAACAGCUGGAGAUGGCCAAGGCGCUCAGCCAGUGCGGUAGGUCACUCUGUCUUCUGAUUCCAUGCCAGCCCUCCCGACGCCACCUCCAGAGCUCGCCAUGCGCCCCAGCUGCUCUGUGCCUGGGGCCAGGGAUCCGGCAGACUGUCCGAGCCAUCUCUGGCUUCCAGCACCCCCCCGCAAGUGGGGACUGGCUCUAGCUGGCCACCCUAGCCCCCCUCCAAACACAGUGGCCAAACAGAAGUUUUAUGAGACAACAGAUGUAUAUCAAUAAACCUUUUGUAUCUUGCACUGAGGAAA